UCAGCACUUGAGGAUCUCUACAGCCCUGAAUGUCUGUGGAGACCAGGACAACUAGAUGAGCCCCAGAGACAGAUCCACAGUCAAGACCAUGUCUCUUUCCACCAGGAAAGAACCACAGGAAACAGAUGAUUCUUCUGCACAAUCUGACUUCACUGCAGCCUGGAAUUGAACUGCUGGUUUCGUCUGGUCAGAGAAGAACUGUCCCCUGACCAAGCCUGGUUUCUCAAGGUUUUUUCUCCAUUCUGUCACCGAUGGAGUUUCAGUUCCUUGCCGCUCUCACCUCUAGCUUGCUUAGUUGGGGACACUUAAUUUCCAGUGAUUUCGUUAACUUGGUUGAACAGAUACUAUUUAAACUGAACUGAGCUGGAUGAUGACAUCAUUGAAUUAUAUGAACUAACUUUUUUAUUUACACACUAUUUUCCUAUGUAAUGCUGUUCAAUUGCUUUGUUACAAUCUGUGUUAUAUGAAUAAAGGUGACCUGACUUUAAACCAGCUACUGGUUUGCUGGUCUUAUCAGGUUGUAGCUGGUCUUCCAGUUUUGCCAGCACGUUCUCAGCUGGUCAAUUCUUGGGCCAUACAGAAAAAGUUUUUUUCAACAGGACUGGUAAAAGUUUCAGCACCUAUAGAUGCAAUAAAACAUGCUACAUACGGCAUAACUGAUCAUUUUAAACAAAACAACCCAAUCAAACAAAACAAUCAGGAUUUCUAUAGUAGGUAAAUCUCUGUUAUAGAUUUAUAGAUGGCUGUUAUACAGGAUACCACCCCGCCCCCCAUCACACCCUCUUUACACCCGCCUACCGCUUCAUGUUGUUUUUAACCCUCUGCGCUAUGUACAGCUAUGAUCAGAUUCAGAGCCCAUUGUGAAGGAAGCAUAGCCUACUUAAAAAACCCGCUAAUAAACUGGCUACCUCAAAAAUGAAUCUGUUGUAUUUACCAUUUUGAAUUAUACGUCUGUACCGGAGAGCUGGUGAAGAUGGGCUGCUGCUCGGGGAGGAGUGUGUUGAUGUUCUUCUGCGCUCUUCAGCUGAUCACUGCUGUGGAGAGACAGGUGUUUGACUUUCUAGGUUACCAGUGGGCGCCCAUCCUUGUCAACUUCCUGCACGUCAUUGUGGUGAUAUUGGGCUUGUUUGGGACAGUCCAGUAUAAGCCCCGCUAUGUCGUUUUGUAUAUAGUCUGGAUUGUAUUUUAUGUGACUUGGAAUGUCUUCAUCUGUUGCCUUUAUCUGGAUCUUGGAGGGCUUUCAAAGGACAGUGAUUAUCUGUCACUGGGACUUUCGUCUCAUCGCUCAUGGUGGAAGGACAACGGUCCAGGCUGUGAGAGCAGAAACCUCCCCACCACUAGAUGGCAGCAUCUGGAAAGUCCUGCUCGGGUCUCUGAGCUGGGCUGUGUAUUAGAGUAUCAGUACAUAGAAGUUAUGCACAGCUUCCUGCAACUGUUCAUUUCUGCCCUGGGAUUUGUAUUUGCCUGCUAUGUUGUCAACAUCUUCAGUGAAGAGGAAGACACAUGUUUGUAA
Messenger RNA from Carassius auratus (goldfish), 1513 nucleotides. RefSeq names its product sodium/potassium-transporting ATPase subunit beta-1-interacting protein 3. Lineage: Eukaryota; Metazoa; Chordata; Actinopteri; Cypriniformes; Cyprinidae. The transcript has 5 exons. Gene Ontology annotation, biological process: regulation of sodium ion transport. The coding region runs from base 974 to 1513 and encodes 179 amino acids. The record is from RefSeq and is a predicted model, not a curated record.